GAGAGAGACCAUAACACGCAGUAAGGAUGUCUUUAUAUAGAGACCGCGAAAUCUUCAUGUAGAGACUACAAGACCGGUGGUUUGAGGUGUGGUUUGGUGGCUGAGGCACCUGAGCUCGUGUUAGGUAGGAAAGGAGGAGGUGGGUUCAUGGAGGAACUCUUCAUCAUCUCCGGGAACUUUUUGGUGCAGGUCACGUAUGGGGUGUACAUGGUGUUCCUGAAUGGCGUCUUUAAUGCCGGCGUCAACCCGUUGUUCCUCGUUGUCUUCGGGAACUCGGUCACCGCCGUCGUCCUCCUCCCCUUUGCCCUAGCUUUCGAGAAGAAGAAAUGGCCGAGCAGGUUGAGUGCCACGCUGUUGUCUCAUUUUCUUCUGCUUUCCUUGGGAGGGGUGACCUUAUUUCAAGCUCUAAUGUUGGUGGGAAUCAAGAAAGCAUCUCCAGAUGUUGCCUCUGCAAUGCCUAACUUGACUCCUGGUCUCAUCUUCAUAAUUUCAGCCUGCCUCAGGUUUGAGAAGUUUGAUGCAUGUUGCUGGUACAGUAGAGCCAAGAUCAUGGGGACUCUGGUGUGCUUGGCUGGGGUAUUCACAAUGUGCUUCUUGCAGGGCACAUCUGAGACACCAAGGUUGGCAAACAAUUGGUCAUUUCUCUUGGCUAAGCCCUUGACAUUGGACAAGGCCAUCAACAGAGACUGGGUGCUUGGCUGCUUCUAUCUUUUGGCAGGGGUUUUUAUCUUGUCCUGCACCACUGUUCUGCAGGCUGCAACCAUGCUAAAAUUUCCAGCACCCUUGUCCUUGGUUGUCAUAACCUCUGUGAUGGGCUCCUCUCUCACUGCACUGCUGCAGCUCAUAACUGAAGGCAAGAUCAGUGUUGGUCCUACCACCAUGAGCAUCACAAGCAUUGUGGCAAUUGUGCUUCUGGGUGGAGUUGUGAUGGGCACAUGCAUGGCAUUCCAAGGCUGGUGCAUCACUAAGAAGGGUCCAGUCCUGGUUUCCAUCUUCUGCCCCAUCCAAACAGUCAGCACUGUUGUUGUUUCAGCUGCACUCUUAGGACAGAUCAUUAGCCUCGGAAGCCUAGCAGGAAUAGUCCUCAUGUUUGCAGGACUGUACAUUGUUUUGUGGGCAAAGAAGAAUGAAACUUUCAGCAUGCUUUAUGUGGAUGCUGAGCCAGAGGUGCUUGUUGAAGAUGUUGAGAAGCCACUGCUGUCUUAACUCCAGGGGCAAGUAGAACUAGUGUGAGAUAUGCACUAACUCAGUCAUAAAAUGCAGAGUCCAUGAGACCUGCUUUGACAAGGUUCUGCCUUGAUGGAGAAGAAGAAUGAACCAUACCUUAUCUGAUGUACUCAGAGCACCACCAUCAUGUAAAGUCUAGCUUCUUUAUGCAAAUCAUAUGAUAGUUUAGCUAGUGAUCUAAGAUUGGGCUAUCAAAUGAUUUGCCACGAAGAUUAUGGGUUGCCACAUGGCGGGCGCCUCCACCGCCGCCAGCCUCUAGCGCCCUUGCGCGUCGAUCGUGCCACUGAAAAGCCGCCGCCCUGGAUCGCGGCAUGCCGUCUUUGCAUGGUGGGAACAGCGGCAUCGCGGACACGGGGGCGGCGGAGGAAAUGCUGCCCUCUGAGGGGGUUGAGGAAGGAGUGCAUGAAGGGCAAAGGUGGCCUUGAGAACGAGGGGUGCGGCGGCGGAGAUCCGCGAGGCAGGAAACCGCCUCUGGCUCGGCACGUUGAAGACGGCGCUGGAGGCGGGCGUCUGUGGCCGGCUUCUAGGAACACGAAUCAUAAAGCUAUCGGACAUGACCAAAACAAACGGCCCAUGAUUCACUGCCGGCAAAACAAAUGGGCCGGAUUGGGUUGGGUCGAACAAAAUCGAGCUCAACACAGACUCAACGCAAACAUGUUGACUUGACCCAAUCUUCGUCAUUUUAGCCCAUAAGAAAUCUUUGACCCAAUUUGCACAGUAGGUAGGUUGCAAUGAAUGUUUUACGUUUAUAUCAGCAUAAGGAGAA
This is a messenger RNA of Musa acuminata subsp. malaccensis (wild Malaysian banana), 1993 nucleotides long. Its product is annotated as WAT1-related protein At5g47470-like. Gene Ontology annotation, cellular component: plasma membrane. Gene Ontology annotation, molecular function: transmembrane transporter activity. The record is from RefSeq and is a predicted model, not a curated record. Lineage: Eukaryota; Viridiplantae; Streptophyta; Magnoliopsida; Zingiberales; Musaceae.